Molecule: messenger RNA, 339 nt
Organism: Vavraia culicis subsp. floridensis
Lineage: Eukaryota; Fungi; Microsporidia; Pleistophoridae
Exons: 1
Coding region: 1-339 (112 amino acids)
Source: RefSeq, a predicted model, not a curated record
AUGCUUCGGCAUGGCACACCAUCUGGACAUACCAGUGAUAGGCCAAAUUUUGAACACGUUUUCUCGGCUAGUUUCAAGUUUUCUGGAGUUAUUUCAUCUGUAAAAUCUCAAGAAGAAGGGUUUCUCAAAGUGUUCCUGGUCGGAGGAUGUGGUGCAAGUCACGGCUUGAACGUUAAGGUCACCGCUGCGGUUGCAGCAUGCUUUUCUAUUGUUGUGAGGAUGCCCGUAAAGGUAUUGCUCAAGUGUUUACUGAGUUUUAGUGCUGAUUGGUGUGCUGAGGUCUUUCAUAAUACUAAUAUAUUUAUGGCUGUUUCUAACAAACUAAGAAGGUAUGUUUGA